GUGAUCAUCGCCCUCUCCAGCCACCUGAGCGCCGUGGAAUCGGAGAAGCAGAAGCUCAGAGCUCAGGUGCGGCGCCUGGUGCAGGAAAACCAGUGGCUGCGGGACGAGUUGGCCGCCACCCAGCACAAACUGCAGCGGAGCGAGCAGUCGGUGGCUCAGCUGGAAGAGGACAAGAAACACCUGGAAUUCAUGAACCAGAUGAAAAAGUUCGACGAGGACGUCUCCCCUUCGGAUGAGAAAAGUGGCGAGGCGGCGAAAGAUACCUUGGACGAUCUAUUUCCUAACGACGAUGACCAGGGUCAAGGGCCAACCCACCACAGCGGAGAGUCGGCAGCCCAGCAGGGCGGCUACGAGAUCCCGGCCCGUCUACGGACCUUGCACAAUCUGGUGAUCCAGUACGCUUCCCAGGGGCGCUAUGAAGUGGCCGUCCCGCUCUGCAAGCAAGCUUUGGAGGACCUUGAGAAAACCUCGGGCCACGAUCACCCCGAUGUGGCGACAAUGCUGAAUAUCCUCGCCCUGGUGUACAGAGACCAGAAUAAAUACAAGGAAGCCGCCCACCUUCUCAAUGACGCUUUGGCUAUCCGGGAAAAGACCCUGGGAAAAGAUCACCCAGCUGUGGCUGCCACGCUCAACAACUUGGCUGUCUUGUACGGGAAACGAGGAAAAUAUAAGGAAGCCGAACCUCUGUGCAAGAGGGCCCUGGAGAUUCGCGAGAAGGUGCUUGGAAAGUACCACCCCGAUGUAGCCAAACAGCUGAACAACCUGGCCCUCCUUUGCCAAAACCAGGGGAAGUACGAGGAAGUCCAGUACUAUUACCAGCGGGCCCUAGAGAUCUACGAAUCCCGCCUGGGCCCCGACAAUCCAAACGUAGCCAAGACGAAGAACAACCUGGCCUCUUCUUAUAUCAAACAAGGAAAAUACAAGGAAGCUGAGACUCUCUACAAGGAGAUCCUGACCCAGGCGCACGAGAGGGAAUUCGGAUCGGUCAACG
This is a messenger RNA of Notechis scutatus (mainland tiger snake), 991 nucleotides long. The record is from RefSeq and is a predicted model, not a curated record. NCBI's taxonomy places the organism in Eukaryota, Metazoa, Chordata, Lepidosauria, Squamata, Elapidae.